Messenger RNA from Glossina fuscipes, 666 nucleotides. RefSeq lists its product as uncharacterized. The record is from RefSeq and is a predicted model, not a curated record. The coding region runs from base 185 to 619 and encodes 144 amino acids. Gene Ontology annotation, biological process: regulation of synaptic transmission, cholinergic; sleep; positive regulation of voltage-gated potassium channel activity. NCBI's taxonomy places the organism in Eukaryota, Metazoa, Arthropoda, Insecta, Diptera, Glossinidae. The transcript has 3 exons.
AAAUUUUGUUUGUGCUUUACACUGCCGCUUAUUAAGUGUGUUUACGUUUUCUAAUAUUUUGCUCUGUUCAUAAAGUUAGUCGAUCGUGAACAUUGUAACAGUUAAGAGUGUGAUAUUUAACCGAAGUGUUUAAAAGAAGUAAAAAGUUAAAAAAAAAAAAAAAAAAAAAAAAAAAAACGAAAACAUGAAUAAAAAUAUUGUUGCUUGCUUCUCUCUCUUGAUUUUAUGCCUUAUGCAUGGUGCGAAUGCCAUCAAGUGUUAUCAGUGCAAAUCGCUAACGGAUCCCAAUUGUGGUAAAAAUGUGAUUGAUGCCAAUUCCAAUAUAAGACAAGUGGAUUGUGAUUAUGUUGCAAAACCCAAUUCAAUGGAACAAUUUAUGCCAGUAACUAAAUGCAAUAAAGUUAUUACCAGCGAUAAAGCGGGAAUCAUUAUUUCUCGUGAUUGUCAUUUUCAAAUCGUAGGUCAAAGGGAUGAUAUAUGCUCCGUCUCCCAUAGCCGCGACGUGCAAAGUUGUUAUACUUGCACUGGAGAUUUGUGUAAUGCUUCAUCGGCUGGCCGUUUAAUGGCUUAUGGAAUGAUGGCCAUUUUGAGUUUGGUAGUGAUAAAUAUUGCAUUUUAAAUUUGAUUUGUAUAUAUAUUUUUUUUUUUUUUUUUUUAUAAAUUUUU